AUGCAAUCAUCAACCAAUACAGCGGCCAUGAUCGAGCCCGGAAGCAUCAUUCUCAGCGAAAUUGCUUCUCUCAUUGAUACCUUUUGCAAUCCCGAUAUUCCAUCAUCAAAAAAAGAGGGAGCGAAAAGGCUUCUCAUUGAUCAUGUGCAGGGAGGAAGACUCUCCAUCAAUGAUGGAAUUAAAUUAUUAGGUGAAUAUUUAAAUCAUGCAACCGAUGAAAAGAUUAGAGGCUCAGCCUAUGCAAUCUUACAUUUAAUUUUGGAAAACGUUCCCGAUCAAAACAUGGAUAAUCAAGAUGAUCAUCAAACAAAACUAGUAACAACUCUAUUAAGAUUUAUAACUGAUCGAUUAUAUGACUUUGAUUGUUUGGCAACUCUAGUACCUUGUUUAUUUGUGUGCUUUAAUAGAUGGCCCAAUCUCAUCUCUCUUGAACAAUGCACUCACAUUGUUCUUCAAUUUUUUGAGAAUGUCAAUGUUCAAUCCAUUGCAAGUGCUUCAGGAGUGCAGAGCGCAACAAAAACAAGAGCCAUGUGUUUUGAAUGGUUUAGUUUGCUCAUUGACAAAUUUCCAUCCAUUGUCAAAUCUGUGAAUUUUUUGAAUGGUUUUAUUCAAUCAAUUGAGGGAGAACGUGAUCCUGCCAAUCUCAUUACUUGUUUUGAUAUGGUUCCUCGAAUUAUUGAAUUAUUCGAUAUGCAGUCUGAGAAUACUGAAAAAAUCUUGACUGGCAUUUCUGACGAUUUAUUUGAUGUCACUAGUUGUUACUUUCCAAUCACGUAUACACCUCCUCCUAAUGAUACAAGAGGUAUCACCAGAAGUGAUAUUUCAAACAAGCUUUUGAAAUGUUUUGCAUGUAACAAGUAUUUCGCUCCAAGUCUAUUUCCAUUUCUUUUAGAGAAACUUUCAAGUGAUCUCAUUGAAACCAAAAUUGAAGCAUUAGAAUACAUGUGCUAUUGUAUUGAACAGUAUGGGCCUUCCGUGGUUGAAGAAUAUUUAACUGAAAUUUGGGCAUAUAUUAAGGCUGAAGCUAUCAAAACCAGUUCCAUAGAUGUCAUGAAAAAGUGCUAUGAAUUCAUAACGAGAACGACAAGAGUGGUUGUCCUUCCAAAUGAUUCUCGUAUUAAGCAAUUUGACGUUCCAAAUAUUGAAGCAAUUGUGAGAACUGCUCUCGUUGAGCUACGUUCCAAAGAGUGCAAAUUUGCUGCACAAUACGCUCGAAUGCUCUAUGCAUGUGGAGUAGCUUCGAGCGACAUUUCCGUCAUUGUUUUCAAUAGAGUUUUUCCAGAGCUUAUUACCAUUCUCAAUGAAUCAGAGACCUAUGACAAAAUUUAUGGAACAUUUCUCAUGAUGACACAAGUAUUGCAAGCGUUAGCAGAGGCAUUUACUGUUUCACACUUGAACAACAUUCCACAACAUAUUGUUCAACUGAUAGGACAAGCACAGACGUUAUUUAUCUCCAUGUAUGAAGAGCAAUUCAAUAAGGAUGACAAGGAAAUGAUUCUUGUUAUUAUCGAACUAAUUUCAAGAUUUGCGGUUUUCAGAAUUGAAUCCUCCCUUUUGAAAGAUGUCUAUGUGAAUAGAAUUUUAUUGAAAUCAUAUGGAGAGGACCACAAGUCAUUUACACUCUUACAUGCAAAAUCAUUGGAAGAGUAUAAGGAUCGUUCUGUUAAGGAUAUUUCUUGGAUUUACAAAUAUGCCCCAGAUAUUAUUCAAAAAGAUGUAAUUAUUCCGCUCAUUCAAGUGUUAUACUCGUGUCAAAACCGCUCCGAGAUUAUCAACCGCAUUUUAUCGGUCAUUUCACAAAUAGGAACCGUUUGCCCAACGCUAACACCGUUUAUCACUGAACAAUUAUUUGAGCGGAUUUCCUUCAAUUUAACACAACAGAACAUGAAUAAGGAAAAUGAAAAAACAAAAAUAUUAGAAACCAUCAGUGGAUUGGAUGUCACCUUAAUUGAAGACUCACAGAAAAUGAAAUAUAUUAGAAAACUGAUUGAACUCUCUGAAAUGGAGGAAGAAAUUUCCAACAAUAACAAUAAUAAUAACAUUAACAAUGAAAUGAUGACUGAUGAAGAGCCACUUGAAGCAGAAAUGGAUGACCAGUUUGGAUCGUCUUGUGGAGCUGGUUGUGGACAUGACCACUCACAUCCCCAUCGAGGAGAAAUGUCACAUAUUUGCCUCUUACUUAAUCGAGCACUUCCAUUUGAACAACAGCAACAAAUAUUAGAUGAGAUAUUGCAGAGAAACAUUGGUCUUCGUCUCUCUGGUCAUUCCAUCAAGAAAUUUACUUCCGUUUUUUCAGCAUUAAUUGUUUCAUGCCAUCCUCAAGUGAACACGACAAGUAUUGUAGAAAUGGCUGGAAAUUUAUUGAGCUUGUCCUUGCAGAAUUUGCAUCCAAUGGGCGUCACGUCUUUCCUUUCCCAAGCCAUUGCAUCUCUCCUCAACAAACUUCCUCUCGAAUCGAAUGAAUUUAAAUAUUUGACUUCCCUCUGCAAUACUCUCGUUUUAGAACCAAUUUCUCAAGUGUUGAAUGGUAUUGCUAUCCCAACGGAUCAUAUUUUAGCAUUGGACCGUUAUUUAGAAGUCUUGUCUUGGAUUUUGAAAGGACUUGUCAUGCGAGGAGCUUACGUGUAUGCAGAUGCCUAUUCCAACAUUUUAUGCUCAUGUCUCGUAUUUGAAUUUCCUCAACAACAUUUUUCAUCAAAACUCAACAAGAAAGCAGCUGACUGUUUUUUGACAGCCAUUGGAGAAGAUGAAAAUUCACUCCACAGAGACAAUCACGCCAUUGUGCAAGUACUGUACAAGCAGAGAUUCUUUGCUAUGAACGUUCGAAAAUUAAUGGACUCUAUUACAACUACAAGUCAUCAACCUCAUAUCAUUGGAUCCAUAUUGUUGGCACUGUCGAAUUUGAUUCACAAUGUUCCAACACAAGUUAUUUUGAGUGAAGUGAAAAAUAUUUUCCCAAUUGUUUUAAAGUUUUUGGAAAUGAGACCUUCGUUGGCACAAGAUGAAGCUCACACGAAGAAUUAA
Naegleria lovaniensis is the source of this 3024-nucleotide messenger RNA. RefSeq lists its product as uncharacterized. The transcript has a single exon. Gene Ontology annotation, cellular component: cytosolic [4Fe-4S] assembly targeting complex. Gene Ontology annotation, biological process: iron-sulfur cluster assembly. The coding region runs from base 1 to 3024 and encodes 1007 amino acids. Lineage: Eukaryota; Heterolobosea; Eutetramitea; Acrasida; Naegleriidae. The record is from RefSeq and is a predicted model, not a curated record.